AUGGCGCCGGUGACGGAGCAUCAAGGUUCGUUCCUAAGUCGAAUCAGCCGUCGCAAUCAAAUCGUUUCCAUGGACGUUAAUCACGAGCAAGAGCUCGAGGAACUCGAAGAUUUCCAGAAACACGUAGCUGAGCGUUUCACGGAGUUACUAACUCCGUCUAGCAUCACCACCGCCGCAGCAGAUUCGUCGGAAUCCGACCCGAUUCUCUCUAUCCAGUGGCUAAGGAAGCUUCUCGAUGCUUUCAUGUCUUGCGAAUCGGAGUUUCUCUCGGUCUUAACUUCGAAUCCGGCUCAGAUCUCGAAAUCCCCGUUGGAUAAGCUUCUUCCGGAGAUGCUUGAUCGGAUUGUGAAGGCGCUUGAUAUCUGUACAGCUGUAGUCAACGGCGUUGACUCGGUCAGACAAAGCCAGCGUCUUGCGGAGAUUGCCGUUACGGCGUUAAAACAGCACCCGUUAAGCGACGGGAGCGUCAGGAGAGCCAAACGUGCUCUCACAAGCCUCCUCGCCGGCUUAAACGCCGAUUAUAAAGAUAAAAACGGCGGUAGCAGCGGCGGUGGUGGAAGCGGUAGGAGGGUAACGUCCGAGCAAUGGUCCUCGUUUGGCCGGCGUAGCGGUGGAGGAGGAGGAGGAGGAGGAGGGUGGUGUGUGAGCAAGAAUUGGUCAGUGGCGAAGCAGAUUCAAGCAAUGACGGCGAAUCUAGUAGCGCCACGUGGCGGAGAAGCGUCGCCGAUAUAUAUAAUGAACGGUGUGAUGGUAAUGGUGAUGUGGACGCUAGUUGUAGCGGUUCCUUGUCAGACAAGUAACGGUCUAACUGUUCAUUUGCCGUUGCCGAAGAAUCAGGUAUGGGCCAGCGCCGCCGCGAGCAUCCACGAGAGGAUCGGAGAAGAGCUGAAGCGGAAGGAGAAGCGUUGUGUUGGUGGAGGAUUGAUGGAUGAGAUGCAGAGGAUGGAGAGGAUUGGGGUAAAGCUGAUGGAAUUCAGUGAAGGGUUUAGGUUUAGUGGGGGGGAGGAAGUGGUGGCGGAAGUGGCGGAGAUGGAGGAGAUUUGCCGGAAAAUGGAAGAAGGGCUUGAAGGGUUACAGAGACGAGUUAGAGAAGUGUUUCAUAGGUUGGUGAAAAGUAGAAGUGAGAUUCUUGAAGCCAUUGAUCACAAUCAUAUCUAA
Molecule: messenger RNA, 1158 nt
Organism: Microthlaspi erraticum
Lineage: Eukaryota; Viridiplantae; Streptophyta; Magnoliopsida; Brassicales; Brassicaceae
Source: the annotation of a GenBank genome assembly